Messenger RNA from Spirodela intermedia, 1451 nucleotides. The record is from the annotation of a GenBank genome assembly. NCBI's taxonomy places the organism in Eukaryota, Viridiplantae, Streptophyta, Magnoliopsida, Alismatales, Araceae.
AUGGAAUUGGACGGUCGGUAUGUGCUGGAUCUGAACAACAGAUACAGUUGCCUUCUCUUCGGUAAGUUUACAUCCCUCUUUUUUUCUCCGAGUAAUCUGUUAUGGUUCUUCCUACGAAGCAUCCCUGAUACGAUUUACCCCAGAAAUCUACAGAUCUCGAUGACACUCUCUACCCCCUGAGCCUUGGAAUUGCAACCGCAUGCCGUGACAAUAUCAGAGGUACUUCACUCAAAAGUUUCUACGGCUUUGAGAGCCUACCUAAUUCAUCUCGAGGUCUAAUUACUCUCUCUCUCUCUCUCUCUCCCUCCAGAUUACAUGAUCGAAAGGCUUGGAAUCGAUGAGACCAAGGUGCCGGAUCUAUGUUUUUUAUUAUACAAGCACUACGGCACAACAAUGGCUGGACUGAGGGUGAGAACCGGUUUCUAGCUGAUGACGUUAAUUACCAAGGCGAUGUAAUCAUCGAUGUGCUGAUAAUUCUGUGGGAUUUCAUCUUCUUAUCAACUCAUGGCUUUCUUGUUCCUGAAAAUUACCAUGGCGCAGGCAAUCGGUUACGAAUUCGACUAUGAUGAUUACCACCGCUUCGUUCAUGGAAGGUUGCCCUACGACAGCCUGAAGCGUGACCCCGUCCUGAGGACCCUGCUGCAGAGCCUCCCGAUUCGGAAAGUCGUAAGAUCCCAUCCAUGACUCUAAAUGAAAAGAAUCAUUGCCUGCAUGGUGAUCCUUCAAACUAAUUCAGCCACCGUUUCUUCGUUUUUCCUCCGCCGGUGUAGAUCUUCACGAAUGGGGACGAAGUCCACGCUGCUAGAUCUUCACGAUGGGAUCAUCUGCUUCGAGACCGUAAAUCCGCCGGCGUCACCGUCUCCAUCUUACGAUCCAAUAAAUCCCGCCAAUAUAUUCGACAUUGUAGAGCACUUAUCUCGACCCGACUCCGGUGCUGACCACCUACCUGAGACUCCAAUUCUCUGCAAACCAUCCGAAGACGCAAUGGAGCAGGCCCUGAAGAUCGCCGGCAUCAACCCUCGCACAGCGGUAAGUCAGAUCUUCUUUCCUGUCAUCUCCCGAGACAGAAGAAUCUCUUAUCCCCACACCAAUCGUUUCACACUCUCGAUGCCUGAAUGUCUCUGUGCAGAUGUUCUUCGACGACAGUGCCCGCAACAUCCUCGCCGGCAAGCGGAUCGGUCUACACACCGUCCUGGUGAGCCCUCUGAGACCACCUCGCCGGGUUCCGCUUCCGCCGAGAGAAAAUCUGAUCGGCUCCCACUGAUCAUCCUCUUCUUCUCUUUGACCCUCAUCAGAUUGGAUCUUCCCACAGAAGCGCAGGCGCAGACCACGCAUUGGAGAGCAUCCACAACAUAAGGGAGGCUCUGCCAGAGCUCUGGGAAGGCGCCGAGAGAGCGGAAGACGUCGUCCACCCUGCCAAGGUCGCAAUCGAGACAACCGUCAGAGCGUAG